This is a messenger RNA of Dendrobium catenatum, 1106 nucleotides long. Its product is annotated as 14-3-3-like protein 16R. Gene Ontology annotation, cellular component: cytoplasm. Gene Ontology annotation, biological process: signal transduction. The transcript is spliced from 4 exons. The coding region runs from base 113 to 886 and encodes 257 amino acids. The record is from RefSeq and is a predicted model, not a curated record. NCBI's taxonomy places the organism in Eukaryota, Viridiplantae, Streptophyta, Magnoliopsida, Asparagales, Orchidaceae.
UUCCGAAAUCCGUUCCUUUUAAAAUGAAAAACUCGCCUUUUUCUCAUCUGCCCUCUCCCCUUCUUCUCUUUCUUCUUACUGGCUUCUCUCUUCUCCGGCGACUUCGAAAGCGAUGGCAGCCUCAACGAGAGAACAAAACGUCUACAUGUCUAAGCUCGCCGAGCAAGCCGAACGGUACGAAGAAAUGGUGGAAUUCAUGGAGAAGGUAGUCAACUCCCUGCCCGACGGCGAGGAACUCUCAGUCGAGGAGCGCAACCUCAUUUCCGUCGCAUACAAGAACGUUGUAGGCUCCCGCCGUGCCUCUUGGCGCAUCAUCUCGUCAAUUGAGCAGAAGGAAGAAGGCCGAGGAGCUUCCGAUCGCGCCGCUGCUGCGCGUGACUAUCGAUUGAGGAUCGAGUCCGAGCUGUCCUCGAUCUGUGCGGGAAUCCUUCGAUUGCUCGAAUCGCGGCUUGUUCCCUCCGCCGUGACUGCUGAAUCCAAGGUAUUUUACUAUAAAAUGAAGGGCGAUUACCACCGAUAUCUCGCGGAGUUUAAAAGUGGUGACGAGAGGAAGGAGGCGGCUGAGAACACGCUCUCGUCUUACAAGGCGGCGCAGGAUAUUGCUGCGGCAGAGUUGCCCCCGACUCAUCCGAUCCGGCUUGGUCUGGCGUUGAAUUUCUCCGUGUUCUACUACGAGAUCCUGAAUUCUCCAGACAGGGCUUGUAAUAUGGCUAAGCAGGCAUUUGACGAAGCUAUCGCAGAGCUCGAUUCCCUUGGAGAGGAAUCCUAUAAGGAUAGCACUCUUAUUAUGCAGCUUCUCCGUGAUAAUCUCACCUUAUGGACUUCUGACAUGCAGGAUGAAGGGGCUGAUGAGAUUAAAGGAGCUUCAAAACCUGAAAAGGAAUAGUAGAAAAAAACUUCUGUCCCUCAAGUCUUGUUUAGUUGCUGGUGUUUUUCUUAUUAGGAAUGGCAGAUUGACCAUCCUAAGGUUUUUUUAGCUGUCUUACUGACCUGUUCAACACUAAAUUGAUAAAUUCUGCUGCCUUUUAUCCAGUUUCUAUUGGCUUAUUUUCUGUCAUCUGUGGAGGCUAUACAUAAAGGUUUUUAUCUGAUUUUCAACUUCUGAA